AUGUCCGACCUUUCUCAAUCUUUUCAGUCGUCAACAUGUUUGGAACAUCUUGUCCGGAAGAGUUCAAGCUUCUUCACAAAGUCGGUUCACUCCGAGAAUGGAUUGGCUUCAACUCAAGAAACUCCAAAAAUCCAAGACGACAAAUUUUGUGUCAAGGAUGAGAUCACAUUUAGUGGUAUUCCAAAGAGUUUGAAUAACAUCUUAGCUUUCCUUCGAAAGAAAUUACGAAAAUCGACCUUUUUCGAAGACAAAUUAGUGAAGGAAUAUGAUUGUGGAGUCCUUCUUAAAGAUCCAAACGCAAAACUUUCAUCAUUUGAAAACAUGUCAAUUAGAAAAAUAGAAAAGGUGUAUGGGUAUUCCUCACUCGACGCUGAAAAAUUGAACAAACUCGCCGCUCAAUUCUCCCAUCGAAAAUUUUUCCACAACCUUAACAGAAACAAAAUGAAUAACAAAUCGUUCAUCCAAAUCCAACGACUUUUCACUGAGUGCGACAACGAAAACAAUGAAAUCAUCGAUGAGAAACUCGACGAACAAACUGAAUUUGCGUAUUUAAAGUACAUUCUACUCUUUUCACGGAACCCUAUUCUCCCAAAUGCAGUGUUAAAUGUGUUUCAAAAAGGGGUGGAGAUGCUUGCAAAACAACAAAAAGAAAAUGUCAAGAUGUAUGUCAUUGAGAAUUUGGAGAAUUUGAUCAACACAGGGACUAAACACAAUUUUGAGAUUUUACGAGAGGUCUCCCUUUUCUUAAUAGAAAUUUCAACAAAUUUCACUUCCGUUGAGGAGAAGUGUGACUGUUAUUUGUCUUACUUCAAUGCCAUGUUACAAUCAAACGAUUUCAAAGCCGAGUACAUUCCCAUCGUCGAGUUGAUGUUCCAGCAAAUUGACUCGGACUUUUAUUUUGAGUGUAGUCAGCAAUACAAAAACGAGCGCGUUGUUGAAAAGAUUGAUUUUGUGUUCUGUCCCCGCUUUGGGUUUUCAAUCGACGAGUUUUGCGAGAGCGGCGAUUGCACGAGUGGGAUGGUGUACAUCACAACGCAUCGAGUGAUCUUCUCUCCAGACACAUUACCGAGUAAACAGGAAGCUGUUGUGAUAGAAUACAUAGGGAAUAUAUGGAUCGCACAAAUCCAAAGUGUCAUAGAAGAAGAGAAGAAUGGGUAUUUGUUUGUUCGAUUAAUCAGUAAAGAUAUCCGCGUUGUGACGUUUCGAACUUCUCUGAAGCAAAUUGGCAAGUUCAAGAAUGUCAUUGUUCAAUUGCAAUUGAAGCACCCCAUCCCACACGCAAUUUUCAAAAUCAAACAAAUCAUUAAAGAAACGAGUAACGACAAUUGGAACGAAAUUACUAAUGGCAAUAGAAUCAUUCGCGAGAGUGGCGGGAUGAAAGUUUUUGUUGAUGAAAGUGAGUUGGACAGUGCAUUUAAAGAAAUUCAGAAAAUCGUCCCACUGAUUAACUUUCAAACGAAACAAAACGUUGGGUCGUUCUUCACGUCGAAUAAUAAAUACUGCGACGCAUUAAGAGGAGUGUUUAAUUUCUGUAAUGUGACGAUGAAAAAGUUGGACGACGAUUUGAAUGUCACUCUCUCUGGAGAGAGAAGUCACGUCAACUUCAUCUUUUCUGUGAUAAAAAUGAUGACAAAUUCUUAUGUCCGGACUAUUGAAGGGUUCUGCGAGUUACUUCACAGAGAGUUUUUUCAAGAGGAAUUCUUUGUGAAAAAGUUUGACGUGUUACUCAACGGAUUCCUCAAUUGUGUUGAUCUGCUUCUUCAACAACAUUUUGUUAAUUUCGAGUUCACAGACACUUUAAUCGCUUUCUUGUUCUCCGCUUUAACAGAAAAUCGCUAUGAGGAGUUAACUGGGGACUAUGAAUGUCCGUCUCUUAUUUACGAAAUUAUAACAAAAAAGAAGAUGUAUACAAACGAAUUGUACGAAAGAACUGAAAAGACUUUGAAUGUCAUUUUACCAGAAGAACACUUCAAUUUGCUCUUCUCUAAAUUCUUGAAUUACAGCAAAAAGGUCUCCGACGUCUUCUUGUCAAAUACAAUCACUACGAAGAACGAUGGACUUUCUUUAUAUCAAUUCCCACCAUUCCCAAUACAAAUCAAACAAUUCACAAGUAUCUCGAAUAUUGAUCUGAGCGAAAAUCGACUCAGAGAGUUCCCGAGAGCACUUAUUUUCUUUUCGAAUUUGGUCAAUAUCAAAUUGCAAAACAACGACAUCGUCUUUGUCACCGACCAAAUAUCACAAUUGACUAAUUUGUCCGCACUCAAUUUGGCAAACAACAAUUUAAAGUUUCUCCCGGACUUCAAUCACAAUCCUCUCAAAGUCCUCGACCUCUCGGGAAACGAUUUCAACAAGAAAAUGGAACUUGAUGUCAACAAUCAAUUGGAGACGUUUUAUGCACGCGAAACGACAUUCUACCCGACAGUCUUGUCUACACUUCCAAAUCUCAGAGUUUUGGACUUCUCGGGUUCAACAUUCAACAUAUCGGAAAUAGUCGAGAACCCCCCUCCAUCCCUCUGCGAAUUGUAUUUAAAAAACCAGCGAAUACACACAAUCCCUGAAAAUAUCACACAACUUGGAAUAACUAAAUUGGACCUAUCAAAUAACUAUAUUAAUAGAAUCAACUUUUCUCUGUUUGCAAUGAAACAGCUGAGAUGCCUCGACUUGACUGGAAACGCAAAUAUCGGGGUUAACGCGAUGUUUCAGACGAUGACGGACCUCACAAUCAUAUCAGAAAAUUAUUCAAAUACCAAGCGAAAUUUAGUCAAAGAAGAAUUGAAGAAGCAGAAGAAGCUUUAUUACUAUGAUAGAGUCAUAGUCUGUGGGAACCCAUCCAAAGACGAGAUCUUCACAUUUGUCCAGAACAAAUACACUGAGGCAAAUGAAGUCACUUCGUCUGGGAAAGACCGAUUUUGUGUUGAGAUAGGAAACGGCGCUGACAAGCGCAAUGUAUCGUUUAUGAAGCUUGAAAUCACUGAUAUGACCAAGGAGAUAUGGAAGUACAAAAGGUCGUAUCUAGUUUAUUGCCAAGACUCUGAAAUAAUCAAUUUCUAUGACUUCAAGAUCCUCUUAAUCUUACAAGGACAACUUGGGUGCGCAUUUUCAUUUGUUGUUGAUUCGACGGCGAAGAGUGCGCAGAUAGAGAAAGAUGGUUCAACCGAGCGCCACAUUAUAGUUCGCAAAAAGAAGAAAUUAGAGAACACUUCGAUUCAAAAGAAGGUCUACGAACUCUUUGUGAAGAAGGGGGAGUGUCUAGAUGAAGACGCGAGAACUUUGUUCUUCGAGUUGUCCUUAACGAAGAUGCGAGGGUUUUGUAUAACAAAUGACGAGUUAUAUACCAUCAUGGAUACCAUCAAAAUUAAAGACAAACAGAAGGCAAUCAAGACGUUAAGUCGAAUUGGGUACCUUCAGACGACAGAAGGCAAGGAAAUCAGUUUAGUUGAUGACGAAUUAUUUACUCGCGCAACGAAGGAAAUCAAGAAACAAAGUGAGAAGAGUCCGUUUCUCUUAGUGGGGGUGCUCAGUGUCAUUGGAGUCCACAAAAGUGACAUUUCCUUUGUUAUAGAAUUAAUGGAGAAACUCGACAUCAUCGAAGUCAUCAAGAGUGAGUCGGCGAAAUUCAAUGUGAAGAGUGUCGACUUCAAUAAAACAUAUAAAGAAGCUUCAUCGCAAUUUUUCGGAAUCAUCAACAGAAAUAGCGUGUCGAUCACACGAACUACGUCAUCGAGUAAGACGAGUGGAAGUAUAGUAAGCAAUUACAGUAUCGACGAAAUAGUCGAGAACAAGACUCUUUUCAUGUAUGGGAAUACCAUUCAAAACAAGCGAGUAGAUGGCACCAAGUGGUCAGUUCGGCAUUUAAGGAACGAGAUAGAAAUUGGUGAGUGUUUAGAAGUUGAGUUUUCUCCGGAUGAGAUGCGACGGAUCAUGAUAGAGAUGAUGGUACACCACAAGGGGUAUUAUUGGUGGGAGAGUGGGUGUAUAGUAAGUGUUGAAGAUGCCGGUAAAAUCUAUGUGAUGCUUUCCUUUUCCCCGCAUACCCUUGAGAUUCGUGUCAGAGGACUUAUAGUGAACGAGAGUGUGUUAGUACGCAUUUGGGAGAUGUUAUUUGACAUCACGACUGAUUUCAAAAAACGAGGGAAAGUGACCAAAGAGUAUGUGAUGUGUAGUGAGUGUUUGAGUCAAGGGGAGGUUGUCAAAGUGUCGAAAGAGAAGAUCGUGAGUUGUGUGCACUCGAUGAAGUAUCGGAUUAAAUGCGAGAAAGGGAAACAUCUUCUUAACAUUGUUCAAAGUGAUUUAAUGUCUAUAAUCGCCGAAAUGCCGACUCAAUUCAAAGUGAAUGGAAUGAAUAACUACACCGACGUGAAAAAGUUGUGCGAAGGGUCGAAGUCCGUGAUUUCCGUGAAAAAAGAGGGAGCGCCGACAUAUCGAAAAGUUGUAAUGAAGCGAUUGGUGACGUGGGAUGGGUGUGAGUUGAAUGAGUAUAUCAGUGGGGUUGAAGAAUAUAUUCGCGAGAUAAUGGUGAUGAAAUUGCAACAGAAUAUUAACGUUGCGGCGAUGUAUAAUUACUCGAUCGAUCCAUUGUUUGUCACAAUGGAAUAUUUCGAAAGUGGGAGUUUAUAUGACGUCUACAAAAAGUAUCCACUCACUACAAAAGAGCGCGUGGAAAUAGCAAAAGACAGUGCGCGUGGGGUAUUAGCGCUCCACAAUUCAGGGUUGAUCCAUCGCGACUUAAAAAGUCCAAAUAUCUUAGUCGAACUGAAUAAUGGCAAAUACGUCCGCUGUGCUAUUUCAGACUUCGGACAAACAGUAUCUGUCGAUGGCGAAGAAGAGUGUGAUAUUCAUUGUCCAACAUGGUUAGCUCCUGAAGUCUUAUUAGGCCAAAAGUUUACACAGAAAAGUGAUGUGUAUUCUUUUGGUCUUCUCUUGUGGGAAUUAAAGAAUAAUGAUAUCCCUUUCAAAGAGUUCACCUUCUUCACUGAUGUAAGAAACAAAGUAAUUGAAGGGUAUCGCCCAACUCUUGGGGAAAAUAUGUUAUUCUUUAAUGCAAUAAUUACAGUGUGUUGGGAUCCAGUGCCACAAAAUCGCCCCGAGAUGAAGGAUGUUGUGUUCUUCUUAGAAAACACUAAAGUGUAG
Entamoeba invadens IP1 is the source of this 5130-nucleotide messenger RNA. Its product is annotated as serine-threonine protein kinase, putative. The coding region runs from base 1 to 5130 and encodes 1709 amino acids. Gene Ontology annotation, cellular component: cytoplasm. Gene Ontology annotation, molecular function: protein binding; protein kinase activity; ATP binding. The transcript is spliced from 3 exons. NCBI's taxonomy places the organism in Eukaryota, Evosea, Mastigamoebida, Endamoebidae. Gene Ontology annotation, biological process: protein phosphorylation; signal transduction. The record is from RefSeq and is a predicted model, not a curated record.